This is a messenger RNA of Aedes aegypti (yellow fever mosquito), 1447 nucleotides long. RefSeq names its product monocarboxylate transporter 12. Gene Ontology annotation, biological process: transmembrane transport; monocarboxylic acid transport. The record is from RefSeq and is a predicted model, not a curated record. Bases 119 to 1420 code for a protein of 433 amino acids. The transcript is spliced from 5 exons. Gene Ontology annotation, molecular function: monocarboxylic acid transmembrane transporter activity. NCBI's taxonomy places the organism in Eukaryota, Metazoa, Arthropoda, Insecta, Diptera, Culicidae.
AUUCACUAUUCGUCAGAUAUAUCGUGUCUUGGAAGGCGUUUAGAUCGGAUUUUGAUUAGGACCAUCUAUAAUUGCUUGAUGUUGAAAUUUAAAUCUGCUUCUAGUGAAAUUCGGAAAUAUGGUAUCAAAUAAAGUACCACCUGAUGGUGGCUAUGGGUGGGUGAUUGUAAUCGGUUGUGCUAUAAUAAAUGUUUUCAACCAAUCUCUUAUAUCAGUGUUUGGUUUGAUGUUUGGCGAUUAUUUAACGGAUAUGGGUGAGAAUGCGUUCGGAGCAGCACUUGUCAUGAACGUGUGCAAUAUUUCCCUCAACUUUUCAGGUCUUAUAACGGGACCAAUAAUUAAAAAAAUGAAAACUAGGAAGGCUUCCAUUCUGGGUAGUUUGUUGACAGGAGCAGCUCUAACGACAUGCGCAUACGCAACGCAAAUGUGGCAAAUCCUACUUUCAUACAGCGUAGCUUUUGGAUUUGGCUUGGGUUUGAUACAAUCAUCCACUUUUGUGGCACUCAACUCUUAUUUUCGUAACAAUAAAGGAAAAGCGGUUGGACUUGCUCUUGCUGGAACCGGGAUAGGCCAAAUUUUAAUGCCACUUAUAGUACAGUAUUUGCUUGAUAUUUUCAGUUUUAGAGGAACAACCCUGAUCAUCGGUGGAUUAGCUUUCAAUGGGGUGGUUGGUGCGGCUCUCUUACAACCUGUUGAGUGGCACAUGAGAGUUCAGCUUGUUGAAGAAUCCGCAGAUGAACGAAUACCGCUUUUAGACCAUGAUAAAACUUCUUCAACUACGUCGAAAAAAUCAGAUAGUGGAUGGUCAAAGCUUGCUGCAUUGAUGGACAUCGCGAUAUUAAAACGAGUAUCGUUUCUAAAUUUGAUAAUAGGGUUAGGCUUGGCAUAUACUGCGUCAACAAGUUUUUCGCUGUUCUUUCCAUAUUUUCUACAGAAAACAGCCAAUCUGGAUAUGUUUCAAGCUGCGAACUGCAUGUCUAUUUUAUCAACAACAGAUCUGCUCACUAGAAUCACAGUGCCUGCUUUUGUCGACAAGAUGAAAUUCUCCCAUCGAAAUACUUUCCUCAUGGCUGGUUUGUGUCUAGUCAUUGCCCGAUCCGUCAUGGCAGAGAUGAGAAAUAUCGUGGCGCUGAUGGUAACGUCUGCUUUCUACGGGAUUUUCCGCUCAAUAACAAUUGUGAAUCAAAAUCUUACCAUCGCUGAAUAUUGCAGCGAAAAAGGUCUUGAAUCGAUGCUGCCAAAUGCCUUGGGAUUCAAUAUGAUUGCGAAAGGUAUAUUAGUGUUAAGUUUGGGACAACUACUUGGAUGGUUUGUGGACUAUACUGGUAGCUAUUCUUUAAAUCUGCAUGCUCAGAAUUUAUUACUUGUUUCGACGUGUGUUUUAUGGUUGUGUGAGUUAUAUUUUAAGUACAAAGAUUAAUAUACAUUUUAAAAAAAAGUUCAAAAU